AUGUUAAUUGAUGAUUUAUCAACUGCAUAUUGUCAAAGCCGUCCACUUCACAAGCAAACGUCAGUAUCAUCCAUCAUGAUUCGUCAAAAUGAAAACCUAUUAGUACCAUUUCAAUCAUCUUGUCCAAAAUGUAAUCAAAGUUUGGAUGCAUCAGAUGCCAUCCAGAGACGAGUUCGUUUAUACUGUCAAAAUGGUUCUGUCGUUACUGUUAUAAUAUAUCCAAACUUUAGUCGCAUCAAUCAACGUAAUAUUUAUACCCAUCAAAGUUUACACCAUGGUAAAUAUGUAUAUUUGGGUGGUGAUGUUGCAAUUGAACGUUCUAUUAUUGACAAAUAUACUGCACAAAUUAUUCAUCACGACUUUUCUAUGAUCGGAACAGCAGCUAGUUUGAAUCAAGAAGCAUUUAAUCUUGGCUAUUAUCAAUUCGCACUUAUUGAGCGACGUUUAUUAAGUAACAUUAUUCAUGCAUAUCUCAUUAUUCAACUUGAUUUAUCAAUGGGUUAUGCUUGUGUAUCGACUCCUUGUUCUUUAGAAGAUUUUAGUCAAUGGGCUUGGGAACAAUUUCCACGUCUUCUAACCUGUUUCAUUUAUUUAUGGACAAAUCAUCGUACUUUAAUUGGCUCUUGUGGCGAACAUUGUUCAAAAUGUCUAAUUGUGGAUGGUCACCAAAAAGUCCGACGUCGUAUUUGUGCUUUUAAAGACGUCAAAGUGGAAACAGAAGAAAUCAAAGAACUUGUGAUCGGAUGUUGUCGAACUCCUCUUCGCCGUUCUCGAUUCUGUCAACUUCAUAAUCAAGAAACAAUGGCUUCUGCAAUUCCUAAAGUUCGCGGCGUCUCUCUUUGUCACUUGGCUGAUAAUACAUUUCAAUAUUCUCCAACUUAUCAACAGAGCCUUGCGAUUUCUAUCGAUGAAAAUUCGACUCAUGCAUUAGAUUUUAAUCAAUUGAACUUACCUAAGGGACCCACAGAUUGGGAUACUAAAUUGCGAGAUAUUAUGUGUAAAAAGAAUUAA
This is a messenger RNA of Rotaria sp. Silwood1, 1011 nucleotides long. Lineage: Eukaryota; Metazoa; Rotifera; Eurotatoria; Philodinida; Philodinidae. The record is from the annotation of a GenBank genome assembly.